Mixia osmundae IAM 14324 is the source of this 1569-nucleotide messenger RNA. RefSeq lists its product as uncharacterized. The record is from RefSeq and is a predicted model, not a curated record. The transcript is spliced from 8 exons. Gene Ontology annotation, biological process: zinc ion transmembrane transport; intracellular zinc ion homeostasis. Lineage: Eukaryota; Fungi; Basidiomycota; Mixiomycetes; Mixiales; Mixiaceae. Gene Ontology annotation, molecular function: zinc ion transmembrane transporter activity. Bases 1 to 1569 code for a protein of 522 amino acids. Gene Ontology annotation, cellular component: membrane.
AUGGCGGGUCGAACGACGAGGAUCAAGGCAAGCAUUCUCUUGGCCAUCGACACGGUCUUUCUCUUAGUUGAGCUCAUCACGGGCUAUGCGGUCGGAUCGCUCGCCCUUGUGGCAGACAGCUUUCAUAUGCUCAAUGAUGGCAAGCGGCACUACUCCUGGCUCUGCUCGCUCAUCGUAGCCCUCUACGCGAUCAAGCUCGCACAACGAUCAGCGGCAGAUAUCGACUCGAAGUACACCUAUGGCUGGCAGCGCGCGGAGAUCUUGGGCGCUCUCAUCAACGGCGUAUUCCUGCUCGCUCUCUGCUUCUCCAUCUUUAUGGAAGCCAUCGAGCGAUUCUUUAACGCCACAGAGGUCGGCUCGCCCAAGCUCGUCGUCAUCGUCGGCUCGCUCGGCCUGCUCAGCAACGUCGUCGGCCUCUUCCUCUUCCACGAGCAUGGGCAUGGUGGCCAUGGCGGUCACACCCAUAGUCCGUCCGAUCAGACAGAGACGCAUGCCAAUGCCUUGGACGCGUCAAACAUCGCCGAGGAAGGUCGCAUGACCAACAGGAGAUCCAGAGCCAUCUCGAUCUCUUCGAGCUCGCGUGAUGAGCAGGACGACAUUGAGAGCGAAUACGACGAGCUGUUCGUCCACCCUGCAGAAGCGAGAGCCAAUGUCGUUCGCCGGGCACAGGGUCAUCGAUAUGGCAGCUCCGUCUCUUCCCAGACAGGGCCUUCCGCCGGCUACGGCGCUAUCAAUACACCGAACAAGCCAAAGCGAUCGAGCAUAAGCUCAAAAUCUCUGGACGAACACUCAUCGGAGCGCGCGCCAUUCCUGCCCUCUCGCACAAAGUCCAAUGGACACGCUCACGGGCACGAUCACGAUCACAGCUCUCCGCAUGUUCACGAGAACGGAGGAGAUGCAGAUGAUGAGGAGGAUCAUGGACACCAACAUGGGCCAAAACCAGCAGGGAGUACAGGACAUUCUCAUGGCAAUAUGAAUAUGCGUGGUGUCUUCCUUCACGUCCUCGGCGAUGCCCUCGGCAAUGUUGGGGUCAUUGUAGCCGGGCUCGUCAUCUGGCUGUCUACAUGGCAAUACCGCUUUUACUUUGACCCUGCCAUAUCCCUCCUGAUCACCUGCAUCAUCUUUGCGAGCGCUUUACCUCUGGUCAAGUCGGCGUCAUUCAUACUCCUGCAAGGGACACCAAGCACAGUGCCCGUCGAUCGCGUGCGAGAUGCCAUCAUGGAAGUACAGGGCGUCGUGUCUGUUCACGAGCUCCACAUCUGGUCUCUGUCAGAAUCUGUACUUGUGGCAUCCGUACACGUCCUUGUCCCUUCGAAGACAGACUAUGUCGAGAUCAGUGACCGAAUUCGGACCGUGCUGCACUCAUAUGGCAUCCACUCGAGCACGAUACAGCCCGAAAUAAUAGGCGAGCAGAGGAUAAGGCCCACAAAGCCAACCGUCGGCCAGCUAGCAACCCUGAGCGAAGUCGAAGCAGUCGACGAUUCAUGCUACGUGCAGUGCGUGUCGGCUGACUGUGCGGACGGAAGCUGCUGUCCACCACCUCAGGCGAGCAAACCAGACCCGGCAUGA